Messenger RNA from Lutzomyia longipalpis, 2710 nucleotides. RefSeq lists its product as uncharacterized. Gene Ontology annotation, cellular component: mitochondrion. Bases 591 to 2360 code for a protein of 589 amino acids. Gene Ontology annotation, biological process: fatty-acyl-CoA biosynthetic process; long-chain fatty acid metabolic process. Gene Ontology annotation, molecular function: long-chain fatty acid-CoA ligase activity. The record is from RefSeq and is a predicted model, not a curated record. NCBI's taxonomy places the organism in Eukaryota, Metazoa, Arthropoda, Insecta, Diptera, Psychodidae. The transcript is spliced from 5 exons.
ACUCCACAAAUAUACUCGUCAACGUUCAGUCGUCUCGAAACCGUUGAGCAAUCGAGUUUUGAGUGUAGAAGAAGAGAAGUUUGUUCACCAACUAUUUUAUUUUAUGUUUCCCCCUACAAGUGCUGUGUCUCUCAAUUUUUGUGAAUUUUGCCUAAAAAAGAACGAAGAAUACAAAAAGUAAAGAAUAAGUUUGUUUUUCAAAUACUCAGUGGAUUUCUCGGUCAUUCCAGUUCACCAUUUUUGUACAAAAAAAAAAAACUUUGUAACUUCCCUGAUAAUUUCAAAGACUAACACUGACAGAGUGUGUGAAGAAUUGAUCGAUAAGAAACGGAAAAGAGUGAAGAGGAACUAUAAUUGGUUUAUAUGUAACUACAAAACUUUGAGGCAUUGUCUGAACGUCUAGCAAGUUUAUUUUGUCGUGAUCAAAAAUAGUGCAACUUUAAACGAGACUGUUGAGACGUUUGCUCUAUUUGUGUUCUAAAGUUACAGAAGAAGUUCGAGAAAGAAAAACGAGAAAACUAUUUAUUGUGCCAAGUGAAAAUUGUUUGAAAAAAAAAGAAAACUAAAUUGAAAGUGAUUCCGAGAGGAAAAUGAUGAGCAUACCUGUUUCAACGCGCCUUGCCAAUUUGGCUAGGAGAUCAUGCGUGAGACUCCUGAGUACUCGGCAGCAGCAACAAAAUGAUGAAAGGACCUGUGAUUAUGAGCGUUUCUACUCGUACCCUCCGGAGCCGGGAUUUGUGAAAAAUUCACCAUUCGAGAAUAUUAAUAUUCCCAAUUGCACCAUUGAUCAGUAUGUGUGGAGUAAUUUACGAGAAUGGGAAAAUAGAGUGGCUGCGGUAUGCGGAAUAACAGACCGACAGUACACGUACGCAGAAAUGCGGGACCACAGCGCAGCCUUGGCCGUUCGCCUACAAAAGAUGGGCUACAAACCCGGCGAUGCCAUUGCCGUAUGCAUCCCGAAUUUCCCUGAAUUUCCCAUUGCUGCCCUUGGGGCCCUUGAGGCAGGUCUCGUGGUUACAACAGUUAAUCCAAUUUACACACCAGAGGAAAUUUGUCGUCAACUAAUGGAUGCAGAUGCAAAGUUUAUCAUCACAACAGUUGAUCGUUUUGAUGCUGUAAAGGAAGCAUGCGCCCUUACAAAGACCACCAUGCGUAUUGCCACAAUUCGGCAUAGGGCAACGGAGAUUCUUCCCGAAGGUGCCAUAGACUUUGCCGAACUGAUCAAUCCACACGGAGUGGACUUCUCGGCUCUUCUGCGUCCCAACACAACCAUUGAGGACAUUGCUUUUUUGCCCUAUUCGUCUGGUACGACGGGCCUCCCAAAGGGUGUCGAACUAACGCAUCGAAACAUCACAUCAAACUCUGAAAUGCUCAAAGCCAAGACUGAUGGCGUUCCCAUUGUGCACGAGACAACAAAGGAUUUCCAGGAUGUCCUUCCGUGUGUCCUGCCAUUUUUCCACAUCUACGGACUCACAGUUACUCUUCUGUCCAAAUUGGCUCUUGGAUGCAAAAUCGUCACACUCCCACGAUUCCAUCCAGAUAGCUUUCUCAAUGUCAUGAUGAAGUACAAAGGAUCAGUUCUUCAUCUCGUGCCACCAAUAAUUAUCAUGUUGGGUCACAACGACAAGGUAAAGCCACAUCACACAGAAUCCAUUCGGAUUGUUAUGUCAGGGGCUGCCCCAAUGGGAACUCCGGAUGCUGAACGCUUCACAGCUCGAGCACCAGGAGCUGAAUUCGUUCAGGGGUAUGGACUCACGGAAACAUCCCCAGUUGUAUUGAUGAGCUGUGUUGGGAGCAAGAAAUACGCCGCUGUGGGUCAUCCAGUACCCAAUACUCAAGCCAAGGUUGUGGAUCUGAGUGAUCCCACCCGGACAGGAUUGGGACCGAAUACAGUGGGUGAGCUCCUCAUUCGUGGUCCACAAGUUAUGCGGGGGUAUCACAAUCGCAAGGAAGCCACGGACGAGAUGCUCCUGGAGGAUGGAUGGCUGCGCACGGGUGAUUUGGCGUAUUACGAUGAAACUGAUCACUUCUACAUCACAGAUCGUCUCAAGGAAUUGAUCAAAGUUAAGGGCUUCCAAGUACCACCGGCUGAGCUCGAGGAACUCCUGCGUGAUCACCCCAAAGUGGCGGAUGCUGCUGUUAUUGGUAUCCCGCAUGCCCUCUCCGGUGAGGUUCCACGAGCUUUCAUUGUGGCCAAGAAGGGUAAUGAAGUUACGGAGAAAGAGCUCCAGGAGUACGUUGCAGGCAAAGUUGCAUCGUACAAACGUCUCGAUGGUGGUGUUGAAUUUCUCGAAGCGAUCCCCAAAAGUGCCACAGGAAAGAUCCUCCGGCGCGAACUGAAGCAGAAGUACUGCUCGUAAAUUCACAAUUUGUUUUUUUUUUUAAUUUUCAACUGAUUGCCAUCACAAUCCAGGAUAUUCGGAAUAAUUCCACGUGAAUUUAUCGUAUUUGUUUCACAAUUAAUUUCUAAUGCAAUAUUAAGGAAAAUCUUUUUUAAAGUUAGACAAAUUAUUUUUUAUCCUAUCUCUCAAAAAAUAUCAUGUGAGAAGUAACCUGAAGAUCUUUUAGGCAAUUCGCUUAGAGGUCAAAAUGUUUAUUUUUAAGUAUUUCAGACAGCAAUUUCUAAUGGUGAAUUUGUGUUUUUUAUUAUGUAUAAAAUUGUGAAGUAUCAAUAAAAAUGUACUGAAGUGAUUUAGAGAGCAGGAUUAAA